Molecule: messenger RNA, 1757 nt
Organism: Trichomycterus rosablanca
Lineage: Eukaryota; Metazoa; Chordata; Actinopteri; Siluriformes; Trichomycteridae
Gene: tmem184ba
Product: transmembrane protein 184ba
Exons: 9
Coding region: 332-1594 (420 amino acids)
Biological process (GO): transport
Cellular component (GO): membrane
Molecular function (GO): transporter activity
Source: RefSeq, a predicted model, not a curated record
UUCUCGCUCAGUAAUAAUAAUCCACACAGGAGGUGUAACAUGUAUUACUGUGAUUUACAGAAAUAACACUUCAAACGAGCACGAAACUGGGAGAAGUGUAGGAAAUAGCGUGUGGCUGAAUGUGAGAGCGGUAAUAUGUGUUAGUUCAUGGCGCUGAGUGUGAGAGAAAGCAGAGUUAAAGAGGUUCAGUCCGACUUUGCUUCAGUUGGCUGGAGAAAGAUAAACAUGGAUGACGGGGAACAGUUAGGAACUGCUUUGGCUUUAAGGAUUUAAGGCCCUGUCUGCUGUGCUGCCUCUCUCUUAAAUCCUUUCAGCUUUUCACACAGCAUUCAUGCGCUUGAUUCCCAGGCUCUGGAGACGUGACGUGUUCUUGUCAGAGCGACUUGGUGAGACUUCUGCUGUCGCAAUGGUUCCAGGAUCUCCAGCUACAAUGGCACCCGGUGGCCCAAACAUCUCAUGGUUCCCUGAGUCUCCACUGCUAACCCCUGAGCAACCCAUUUUCUUGAUGACAACCACAGCACAGGCCGUGUCGGGCUUCUUUGUGUGGACAGCACUGCUGGUCACCUGCCAUCAGAUCUACAUGCACUUGCGUUAUUACAGCUCUCCAAAAGAACAGCGACACAUUGUGCGGAUCCUCUUCAUUGUGCCCAUCUACGCCUUUGAUUCGUGGCUCAGCCUUCUGUUUUUCACCAACGACCAGUACUAUGUGUAUUUCGACACAGUCAGAGACUGCUACGAGGCAUUUGUCAUUUACAACUUCCUGAGUCUUUGUUAUGAGUACCUGGGUGGUGAGAGUGCCAUCAUGGCUGAGAUCCGAGGAAAGCCCAUCGAGUCCAGCUGUGUGUAUGGAACCUGCUGCCUGUGGGGAAAGACAUAUUCCAUUGGUUUCCUCCGAUUUUGCAAGCAGGCCACACUGCAGUUCUGUGUAGUAAAACCUCUAAUGGCUGUGGUCACUGUUAUCUUACAAGCCUUUGGGAAAUACCGUGAUGGAGACUUCAAUGUGGCCAGUGGUUAUCUGUAUGUGACCAUCAUCUAUAACGUCUCAGUCAGCCUGUCCCUCUAUGCUCUGUUCCUGUUCUACUUUGCUACCCGAGACCUGCUGAGCCCCUACAGCCCCAUGCUGAAAUUUUUCAUGGUCAAAUCUGUCAUCUUUCUGUCUUUCUGGCAAGGUAUGCUGUUGGCCAUCCUCGAGAAAUGUGGUGCUAUUCCGAAGAUCAACUCUGCCGAGGUGUCUGUUGGUGAGGGUACCGUUGCAGCUGGCUAUCAGAACUUUAUCAUCUGCAUUGAGAUGUUUUUUGCGGCUGUAGCUCUGCGCCAUGCUUUUACAUACAAGGUCUACAUGGACAAGAGGCUGGAUUGCCACGGUCGCUCAGCCCCUAUGAAAAGCAUCUCGAGCAGCUUAAAGGAGACCAUCAACCCUGGGGACAUAGUCCAAGACGCUAUUCACAACUUUUCUCCAGCUUAUCAGCAGUACACUCAGCAGUCCACUCUGGAACAGGGGGUCAAAGCACCGCCCAUCUCGCGCAGUCACAGCUCGGUUAGCGCACGGGACAAUGAGAAAACCCUGCUGCUCAGCUCUGAUGACGAGUUUUAAUCGCAGCAUAGUUUUCCUCAUACCUUCGUGGGUAGAGGUACCUUUAAAAGCUUUGUAGGUUCUGUACUGCAGUACUACUAGGGCCACAAUGUUACAGGAUCAUUUAAAGCUAGUCCAGGUUUACUAGUUUACAUGUUAAAAGCUAUAAAGAGUAUUAUAAUUA